AUGUUUGUCAAGCGCUCUGCACCCAAAGGGGUGCGCAAACGACCAAACCCGUCAGAUGCCGCAGCAGACCAACAGGGAGAAACUGCAGCAGCACCAGCAGCACCAGGAGGAGCAGCAGGAACAGAGGGGGAAGCUAUUUCAGCAGCAGCGGCAACAGCAGCCGCAGCAAGGUCUGAUGGCAGUGAUGAAGAACACGCAAAGAUAGCCAGAAGAAAGCAGCCAAGGACUAAUAUCUGCAAACAUUUCCUCGUUGGCAGGACGAAGACGAAAGCAUCAGAAAGGGAAAAAAUAACAAACGCCUUGGCUCAAGAAAGUAACCCCGAUCUUGUAAGAAAAGGAGGAGAAAUAUAG
Eimeria maxima is the source of this 351-nucleotide messenger RNA. Its product is annotated as zinc finger (CCCH type) protein, putative. The transcript is spliced from 2 exons. The record is from RefSeq and is a predicted model, not a curated record. The coding region runs from base 1 to 351 and encodes 116 amino acids. Lineage: Eukaryota; Apicomplexa; Conoidasida; Eucoccidiorida; Eimeriidae.